This is a messenger RNA of Cheilinus undulatus (humphead wrasse), 4790 nucleotides long. It is a transcript of the gene dlg2, whose product is annotated as discs, large homolog 2 (Drosophila). NCBI's taxonomy places the organism in Eukaryota, Metazoa, Chordata, Actinopteri, Labriformes, Labridae. Gene Ontology annotation, molecular function: kinase binding. The transcript has 25 exons. The record is from RefSeq and is a predicted model, not a curated record. The coding region runs from base 54 to 2801 and encodes 915 amino acids. Gene Ontology annotation, cellular component: neuromuscular junction; neuron projection; postsynaptic density membrane. Gene Ontology annotation, biological process: chemical synaptic transmission.
GGAGGACGGGAUGAUUCUGAGCAUAGGCUGAGCUGCUUUUUUAUCUAGCCAGCAUGGAUUGUCUCUGCAUUGUUACAACUAAGAACAGGCCACCAGCAGUGCAGGGGUCCCCCAACAACAGCCAGCCCCCACCCUGCAUGAACUCAGCCUUGAUGAACGCACCCUGGCAAUACCACUAUCAGGAAGAUGACUCGCCGCCUCUUGACCAAGGUUUCCCACGGCUUACCAACGAGGUGCGCGCCCCUGAGCUCGUGCACGUGUCCGAGAAGAACCUCUCUGAGAUCGAGAAUGUGCACGGCUAUGUGUCCCACGCACACAUCUCUCCACUCAAGGCCAGCCCUGCUCCCAUCAUCGUCAACACAGACACGCUGGAGUCGGUUCCUUAUGUCAACGGCACAGAAAUUGAAUACGAGUUUGAGGAAAUCACCCUAGAGCGAGGUAACUCAGGAUUAGGCUUCAGCAUUGCUGGAGGGACAGAUAACCCACAUAUUGGUGAUGACCCGGGCAUCUUCAUCACCAAGAUCAUCCCUGGAGGAGCUGCAGCAGAGGAUGGACGCCUCAGAGUGAAUGACUGCAUCCUGCGGGUGAAUGAUGCAGACGUGUCUGAAGUCUCCCACAGUAAGGCCGUGGAAGCCCUGAAGGUUGCCGGUUCUAUAGUCCGGCUGUAUGUGAGGCGCCGCAGACCGAUGCUGGAGACCAUCAUCGAGAUCAAACUUAUCAAAGGACCAAAAGGGCUUGGCUUCAGCAUCGCAGGUGGAGUGGGGAACCAGCACAUCCCAGGUGACAACAGCAUUUAUGUCACCAAAAUCAUCGACGGCGGGGCGGCACAAAAGGACGGGCGGCUACACAUCGGAGACCGGUUGUUAAUGGUGAACAACUACAGUCUGGAGGAAGUGUCCCAUGAAGAGGCUGUGGCCAUUCUGAAGAACACGUCGGAUGUGGUUUACCUGAAGGUGGGGAAGCCCACUAAUGUCUACCUAUCAGAUCCCUAUGGGCCUCCUGAUAUCACUCACUCUUUCUCUCCGGCCAUGGAAAACCAUAUCUCUUCCCCUGUCAACAGCGGCACUCUGGAGUACAAGUCUAGUCUCCCCCCCAUUUCCCCGGGGAGUUAUUCCCCCCUCCCUAAGCACUUACUGGGGGAAGAGGAUAUAAACAGGUUGGAUGGUUUUUCCUUCUUACGAAAUCCCUCGUUAGAUGACGGUGAGGGUCACAGGUUUGAUUCUCAGCAUUUCCAGUUGAGGCCUCCUGAGCCAGUUUACAGCACUGUGAACAAACUUUGUGACAAAGCACCCUCCCCCCGACACUAUUCCCCAGUAGAGUGUGAAAAAAGCCUCCUCCACUCCGCCCCCCUCCCAAACUAUCACUUAGGCCUGUUCCCUGAGUCGGACAUCAACAGAGACCCCAGGAAGGUGGUGCUCCACAAAGGAUCCACGGGCCUGGGCUUCAACAUUGUGGGAGGCGAAGACGGCGAGGGCAUCUUUGUCUCCUUCAUCCUGGCGGGAGGGCCGGCUGACCUGAGCGGCGAGCUGAGGAGAGGAGACCAGAUCCUGUCGGUAAACGGCAUCGACCUGAGAGGAGCCACACACGAACAAGCAGCAGCGGCGCUGAAAGGAGCCGGUCAGGUGGUCACCAUCUUUGCCCAGUACAGGCCAGAAGAACUUGCUCUAUGCUCCCCGAGGAGGGCCCACUCUCCUGCACCAGAGUACGGGCGUUUUGAGGCCAAAAUCCACGACCUGCGGGAGCAGAUGAUGAACCACAGUAUGAGCUCUGGCUCAGGAUCCCUGCGAACUAAUCAGAAGAGAUCGCUCUACGUGAGGGCUCUGUUUGACUACGAGAGGUCAAAGGACAGCGGCCUGCCCAGCCAAGGGCUCAGUUUCAGGUACGGGGACAUCCUCCACGUCAUCAACGCCUCCGAUGACGAGUGGUGGCAAGCCCGCCGUGUCACGCCACACGGUGACAGUGAGGAAAUGGGCGUCAUUCCGAGUAAAAGGCGGGUGGAGAGGAAAGAGCGGGCGCGUCUGAAGACGGUGAAGUUCAACGCCAAACCGGGGUCAUUUGACUCCAAAGGGUCAUUCAAUGACAAACGUAAAAAGAAUUUCAUCUUUACGCGAAAGUUCCCUUUCUACAAGAACAAAGAGGGAGAGCAGGAUGGCAGUGAUUCGGACCGAAGUCAAGAUGAUGUCAUCAUCUCAUAUGAGCCUGUGAUGAGGCAAGAAAUCGAUUACGCCCGGCCCGUCAUCAUCCUCGGACCGAUGAAGGACAGAAUCAACGACGAUCUGAUCUCUGAGUUCCCAGACAAGUUUGGCUCCUGUGUGCCGCAUACCACCCGACCAAAGAGGGACUACGAGGUGGACGGCCGGGACUACCACUUCGUAAACUCCAGAGAGCAGAUGGAGAGGGACAUCCAAGAGCACAAGUUCAUCGAGGCGGGACAGUACAACGAUAAUCUGUACGGGACGAGUGUCCAGUCUGUCAAAUACGUGGCAGAAAGGGGUAAGCACUGCAUCCUGGACGUGUCUGGAAACGCCAUCAAACGACUUCAAGUAGCACAACUUUAUCCCAUCGCCAUCUUCAUCAAACCCAAAUCUAUUGAUUCAUUAAUGAACAUGAAUAAGAGACUGACAGAGGAACAAGCCAAGAAGACCUUUGACAGAGCGAUGAAGCUGGAGCAGGAGUUUGGAGAAUACUUCACAGCUCUGGUUCAAGGAGACACCUUAGAGGACAUUUAUAACUACUGCAAACAGGUCAUAGAGGAACAUUCAGGACCGUAUAUCUGGAUCCCCUCAAAGGAGAAACUAUAAUAACUCAUCACCAUGGAGCCAGGGUGGACUGAGAGAAGCAGGAAGCAGUUGUAACAUACGGCACGUGUACGGCGGUGAAUAGUCCUCAGAAAUAUUUAUUGUGAAUAUGUUUGUUUCUUUUGUUGUCCUUUGGUUAUUGCUUCAUUUUUCACUCAACAUGAUUAAUUCCUGUGAAUAUGUUUGAUUCCUUUUUUCUGUCUUUUCUUUGGCUUCAUUUUUCACUCUCUAUGAAUGUUCCUGAAUGUAAACCACAAAGUGUUUGAAGUUUCAGCUCUUGGAACACGAAGCGUUUGUAUAUUUCGUUGAUUCCGUUUGAACAGAAAAGGGAAAGUCCGUCAAAUUUCUGGAUUUUCUGGGCUGUCAGCACAGAGUGGAAAUCCAAACAGGGACCGGAGGGUUGCAGAUCAAAUGUAGAUUUCUUUGCUUCACUAACAAGGACAGAGAAUUUAGACUACAGCUACCUGUCUACAAUCUGCAGUUUUCAGCAAAUCAGCUUUUGUUUUUUUUUUGUUUUUUUGUUUGUUUUGUUUUUUGUUUUUGUCUGAUUUUGCUUCUGUGUAUCCUCAGAACACAAAACUUUGUUUUCUACAUCGUCAUUUCCUCCUUGAAUUUCUGUACUUAUUUCUCUGACAGUGUGUAAGGAAACGGUUUGAUUCUCUUGUAAAGUUUUUCAUGUUUUUUAUUUAUUUAAGCAGACAUUACUCAUGCACCUGCUGCAUUGACAAUGAUAAGUAAAGAGAGAGAGCUGCUAUAGGCAACAGAGAUGUAACAUUAUAUUUUGCUACUUAAACCGCUAGAGGGCACAAAAGCACAGAACUAUUUAUAACUGAAACUUUGAUUAAAAGGUUAUUUAAGGAGCAUUUUCUGUUUGACUGAUGUUGUGUCUGUGCUAGCAUGGAGGAAGGAUGGGUGUUAGAUUUAUUACUGAAACACAUUUUUAGCUUUUAGGAGCAGGACGGUAGUGAGGUGGGGAAAACAAUUCUUUUUACUAAAUGUGUGAUAAAUAUGUGAAAGAAAGGCAGGAAACCAGAGUGCAGAAGUUAGACAAUAAAGAGCACAGACUGCAGUGUUGGGUAUGAAUAUUGUGUUUGUGUUCAGGUGAUUUUGAAGCUUUACUUUGGCCAGACACUGAUUCAGAUGCCUUGUUCUCCUCAGGCAGACUCUUCCAAAGUCCUCUCAUGAAAAUAGUGAUAAUUCAUGAAAUUAAAGCCUGGGACGACCAAGCUCACAGUCUCACCCUAUGUUUGUGUAAAAUAGCUCUAGGACGACUCAGUGAGUGCGUUUACAUGGACCUGAGCGUCCUGGUUAGGAGUCUGGUCCUGCAAUGUUUACAUACACACAGAGAAACCCGGCCCACCACGUCCCUGCACACAUGAUCAAUACUUUUACCCUGCGUUCUGAUCGAUGCAUGCACCGGGACGUUUGUGCACCGAAAGCUCUGUUGGUAGGAACGACGUCUACGGGGUUGUCCAGACUCACUAAACUAUGUCAGAGAAAUCGGCGCCACAGGCAGAAUGUCAUUUUAAUGUCUGCAUGAUACCCAUAACGGCACCAGCUCCAUGCUGCAUAUCCCACACCAGAACUGUGAUAGACCACCAGGCCAGGGUCAACAGUCAGCUGAAUGAUGGGAGCAGUGAUCGAGGUCUAAUAUCUACUCUCAAAGCUACUCCAGAGGAAGGGGAAGUAACAGGAUAAGAGUAGGCGAUAGAUUAAUCAGCACGAGGACAGAGUUAGAGGAACUAGACUAAACUUAUCUGCCGCUAUGAAUGAUUUAGAAAGCUGGGUGAGAAAAUUAAACUGUUGGAGGUUAGUUUGACGUCCUCCUGUUGUUAAACUCUUGUUAAUGCCCAUCUAGUCUAACAUCCUAAUGCAGGGGUGUCAAACCCAAUCACAGAAGGGUCCGGAUUCUGAACUAAGGUCUAGCCUGAGGGUCUAACAGGGUCCACAUUUGACCAAACUGUUAAUCUCAUUCUGUCAAUCUCUCAAAUA